UUCCACCGUUCUCUUUACCCAGCGGGUAGCUCUUUCUCUCUUUCCUUUGUACCCUUCUCCCCUUCCCCUCCACCUUCUCAACCUCGCCGUCGCUGAAGUUGCUGGUCGCUGUCAGCUUUACUCUCGUUAGCACAAUUUUCACCAUUCCGAGAAGCCAUCUCCCAGCGCGCGACCGUUGACCGGCGCCCGUUUACCACUAUUAAUUACCAGUUUUGACGGCUAGCCGGCAUCUCACGCUUCGCUGAGCGGGCCAGCGGAUGGGCAUUUGAACGAAGACCACGACCAAAGCAUCUACCGACAAUAAUUAAUAUCUUGUAAAAAGGCCGGUCCUUUUUUUGCAAGCCAUGAGCCUCCUACCAUCUACCACGUACCAAUCUCCGCCGCGGCUGGGCCGGGGUCGGCAGCUUAAUACCAUUCUCGAGGAAAAGGAAGACGCGAGCCAGGGGCUGAGGAGCGACAGUGAGGGAGAUGGGAGCGAUUCCACCGUCAUCGGCCGUCCUGCAGCAUGGAAUCCGGCUCUCUUUACCAUCGGCGCUCGCAAGAGUUCCCUCGCCAAACCGACCUACCCGUCCUCCCCAGGGUCUUCCUAUACACCGUCUCCUGCCAGCAGCGCCGGUGAUGGCUGCCGACGAAAUUCAGCCCGGAGUUCUCUCGCUGGUAGUGACGCAGGCACCGUGUUCAGUGACGACUGCCCAUCUCUGGCCAGCGACCCGACCAGCUUCGACUCGGAGUCCAGCAGGAGCAGCUUCGCCAGCGACAAAUCCAGCAGCCGAAACCGCUACCCGGCCCUGAUCAUACCACGAGACUCAUGGGGCUCGAUGGACUCGAGUCCGAUCAAGGAGAUCACCUUCGGCAUGUCGCCUGCUACGAAGAUUCGGCUUUCGCCCAGCGCACUCUCUGCUCUUCCCAGAGAUGUUCCCGCCAUCAAUGCCCCCCCGUCGCUCGGAGACAGCAGCGAUUCGAUUUUGGACUCGCCUUGCAACGCAGAGACCAGUGCUCCCGUCACUCCGGACAUGAGACAACUCGAGGUCGCCGAGGGGCAAGCCUGGGGCGGGCCCGCACCGACCGACCUCGCGUCACAGCCGCUCGAGAUCGCGCUUGACGAUGGCCACAGCGUGAUCUUGUCGCCGGCGGAAGCCCACUCGGCCAACUCAUACACCGCCAACAGCCACCUUCCGUCCCCGGCGGCCUUCACCGAGAUGAUUGUCAGUUUCCCGACCGUGCCAGGCGCCACCCCGCAGGAUCUGUCGCCGCUCAUGCCUACCAUCGACGAGCUGAAGGGGUUCGAGGACAAGCCGCCCUCCAAUGGAUCCGACGUGGGAGUCAGGCUUCCUCCCGAGGCCUUGCAGCUGCUGCAGCUUCUGGCCGGACAGCGAAGCAGGGACGAUGUGUCGAGCAAUUCCGGCAGUUCACGGCCGUCGAAGCGGUCUGGGCGACGACAAGAGAUGCGCGAACGGAGUGACCCGGACCCCAUAAGUCGACCACGUAGCGCCGACGGCGAGACUCCAGUGUCGGACUACAGCUUCUCGCAGCUGAGCAUUCCGUCGCCGGGAGGCUUCUUCUCAUCCCUGCAAAAUGGCUCGCGGCACACCUGGUGUCUCACCAAAUCCAAGGGGCCGAGCGUCCCGAGCACCGCCACCGCAGAGAUGUUCUAUAAUCGGCCCUGGGAGAACAGCUCCAGGGACAAUGUUGUCGAGACAGUCCUGACGGUCGACGACGACACCAGCAUGACCGAAGGCCCGCCGACAGCGAAGCAAGCCACCUUUGAUCUGGGAGCACCGGGGAAACGGAAGAGCCAGCAGUCCGAGGACGACGACUUGUACGGUCCUGCCGUGAAUGUCAGUUCCGAUCCCACCAAGCCAGCCGAAGUGGUGACAGUCAACUACGAGUACGAUGAGAAGUACUACGAAGAGCUCAAAAAGACUGCAGGCCAGAAUCUGGACCGAACGGGAACCUGGCUCGCUGCACAAACCGGCUAUCUAUCCGCAAUCCUAGACUCUGAUCCCAAUGAAGAACACCCUUGCCACACUGAAACUCUCGAUGACAACCGCCCCAAGGGCACCCGUCGGACGGUCAUGUUCGCUGACAAGACCACGAUAGACACAGCUGUGGUGGUGGCCGAACCAGAGAAAGGCAGCCCCGAUAGCGAACCCGAAACAAAAGAGCCCAUCUUUCAUUCUGCGUUCCAGCACCUCGUCGCGGUCCGCAAGCGUCGGGAUGCCUUCAUCCACUCAUCAUCCCGCCUUGAUGCGAUACAAGCUCUUCGUGUGGCGCUCCCGGAAAAGCACAUCAGCAAUCUCCUGGGCCAGCACACCCUGGUGGACGCACCACGUCCAAAGUAUUCCGGUCCAUUCAGCCAGAAUCCGCGACAGACUGGCGUGUUCGAGCGCACCGCCGAACAAAUCGCCUAUCAGGCUGUCGAACGCGAGCAGCUUGCACUUGCGUCGAUUGAGCCAUCGAAUUGGCAGAUUGAUGCGCUGAGGGCCAUGUUCAACGGCCGUCUGCUCGCCUCGGAGGCAGCCUGUCAAAGGCUGAAAACCAAGGCCACGGUUCCGUUGGACGAUGCGGCAUGCGUAGGAAGCAAACGGCACCGCAUCCUCGACCUCGGUGGUGUAGCUUCCGCGUCGUGGGCGUGGAACGCCGCUCUGGAGUGGCCGAAUGUGAAAGUGUACACCGUCAUCACCAAGGACCAAGCACGGUCUCAACGACCGGCGGAGAUGGCCAAGCCUGAAGCCCCGGCAAACCACCGCACCAUCUCGGUCCCGCACUUCUGGCAGCUACCAUUCCGCAGCGGCCACUUCGACGUCGUCUCGGCGCGGUCACUGCACGUCCUCCUCAAGAACAACCCUGUCCCUGGCGUGCCCGAGAUCGAUGAGUGGGAUCUGACGCUUCGAGAAUGCAUGCGGGUGCUAAAACCCGGUGGACACAUCGACUACAUGAUCAUGGACUCCACCAUCGCACACGCAGGGCCGCGAGCAGAGACCAUGUCCGUGGAAUUUGGGUUCGAACUCCAUCGGCGCGGCUAUGAACGCGAAGCGGCUCGAAGUUGGCUCCGGCGCUUGAAGAAAGAGGGCUUCGUCGGGGUCAAGAGAGCUUGGAUGUUCAUGCCCAUGGGACGACGGCCGGCCAAGGAGCCAGAAGAGCAACCCAAUGGCUUCACGGGAGGCUGGCAGUCAUGGCGGCAAGGGGGCAAGCCCUUCGUCCCUGCCCCGCGGCCCAUCAGCGAAGUGUCGACCAUCAGCAAGAUUGUCAAGCAAUACAUGGACGUCGAGGCCGUGCAAGGUCCCGUCGGCAGCACACAGGAUGUUGCCGACCUGACUGGCCUCCUCGGCGCCCGCAUGUGGGAGGAGUGGCUGGUCAAGGUGCGGGUGGAGUCGGGACGAGAACAGAGCCGGUGGCUCGAGGGGGUGGACGAGGUGAUUGAAGAGGGCAAGGAGCACGGCUCCGGGUGGAAAGUGCUGAUCGGCUGGGCGAGGAAGCCUAGGUCGCACAAGUUCAAGCGGACUGAAAGGGCCGAGAUCACGGUGGCGAUUGAGGAUAUGGCCGAGUUGAGCCCGAUUGAUGAGUCCAUGGAGAUGGGCAUGAUCCCCAUGGUGAUUCAAGAAUGAGACACGACACCACCCAGUUUUUUUUUUUUUACCGGCGACCCAGGUUAGGGGGGAAGGGAAAAAGAAGAUACAUCCUUUCGUUCAGACUGACUGCCUUGAAGCAUUAGCAAGUAUGGAGUUGGUGGGUUGUGGGUGGUUGAUUUUUUUUGGAACAAGGCUGGAUAUCGGACACGGGGAGAAGGCUGAAGGUUGGUUGUAUGAUACCUAGAUAAUGGGGGAUGUGUCAGGGACAUUCGCUAUUUCCUUUUUUUUUUCUUCUUCAUAGCAGUCGGUAUAUAGCGAGCUGCAUAGAUGCAGUAACUGGGUAUGUUGAUGACUACCUAUGAAA
Messenger RNA from Cladophialophora immunda, 3936 nucleotides. RefSeq lists its product as uncharacterized. NCBI's taxonomy places the organism in Eukaryota, Fungi, Ascomycota, Eurotiomycetes, Chaetothyriales, Herpotrichiellaceae. The record is from RefSeq and is a predicted model, not a curated record. The transcript has a single exon. Gene Ontology annotation, molecular function: S-adenosylmethionine-dependent methyltransferase activity. The coding region runs from base 345 to 3608 and encodes 1087 amino acids.